GUGACAUCAUCGCUACCUAGUGGACCUGCUUUUUACAAUUUUCUUCAGAUAAAGAGGUGAGAGAAGGAGGGGGGCUACAAGGUCUCUAAUUUCUCUCUCUCUCUCUCUCUCUCUCUCUUUUACCUUCUUGCCCUUUUUUAUCAUUGCGAAGAAAGAGUGAUACAGAGGAGUUAAAAAGGAACAUUCUCUUUCAAAAAUAUUAAAUAAUGUGAUAAGUUCUCUUUCUUUAUACGAGUCGUCGAGCGACGGUCUUGUGCGGUGAAUUUCAUUGAAUAUUAAACACAAUACAAUCGUGAUGUUAAAAUUAUUCGUUUAGACUAUCAGUGCGCUAUUUACAUCCUCGCAUUUACUCUCUCGGCCUUGACAAACUUUUUCAAUGAAUACAACGUGAGUGGACUCCAGAGACAAGAAACCCUCCACUAGAGGCCAGCGGAGGGUCUCUUGUCUCUGGUGGACUCACAUGUGCUCUCUACCACCAGUUCUUCCGAAACCAGGAUUAGCGCGGCCUAUUUGAAUUUUUUUGUACUAUUCACCCGGGUACACGGCAUACGCCGCACACACCUGGUUAGUGUCGCUAUCUAUCGGCUGAAACUUUAAGCGCUGGAUUGGUUUCACCGAUGCCCGUUUGCGGUGUUUUUUGUUGACUGUGUUAUCAAAAUUUCUGUCAUAACAACAUUCUCGAUUUGAAAGUGUUUCAGACCUUCGCAAUGUACAGUCAUUAAAAUCAAACAGGAACCCGCGAGCCACAGAGGUUGACCAUUAUGUUCAUGGAAAAUCGUAAUGCCAAUAUGGAUGAAGGAAACGCCUCAGAAAAUUACUUACGGAAGCCAAUCUUGCGACUGAUAAAAUGCGAAGUCGAAAUCGUGGGCGAUCGUGAACACACAGCGAUUGACCAUAAACACAUAACUGUUCCUUUGCUGACGAAAAUUAAAACAGAAAUUGACGAAGACAGGAAUCCACUUGCAGGUAUAUCAAAUAUACCCCCAGUUACAUUUGAUUUGGUCGUGAAAAAAGAAACUGAAAGUGAACAGCCAAAUCGAAGGGACAAACAUCCCGUCCAUCAGACAAAAAUCAGGGUGAAAGAAGAGUUCGUGGGAGACAAUACCGAUGAGGAUUUAGGAGGCUCUCCACGAGAAAGUGAAGUUUCACAGGAGCGACAGAAUUCAAUGGCCCCUCUCAGAAUACCUGAUCAGGAAUCACCAUUACACGACCAUUCAAGUGUGAUAGAAGCUGCCCAAAGUGUUGUUCAUCCUUAUCAUUUCAAUGAAAUUUUACCAGGCCAACGUAAGUUGGUUGUUCUUCUCAAAAAACUUGACCCAAAAUUGUUACACAAUCAUCAAAGGGUGCCGGCAGCUACUAUGAAUGCCAAUAAUUCUGUUCCAAGCUCUCAGUCAAAAAAGAAGGAUCCUGUCAUGAAUUCUUUCAUUCCUUCUCUUGACGAUUCGGUCCUGGAAUACCCCAAAACUGAGCGACGGAUCAAGACCCCUCGUAAAUCAUUGGGAAAAAGACGUGUAAAUUCCAAACGACGUGAGAAUUUCAACCAACAGGAGAAAAGAGAAAUUGUAUCAAACCAGGAUGAAAAGCACCACCCCCAGUCUCA
Molecule: messenger RNA, 1600 nt
Organism: Bemisia tabaci
Lineage: Eukaryota; Metazoa; Arthropoda; Insecta; Hemiptera; Aleyrodidae
Source: RefSeq, a predicted model, not a curated record